AUGAUGAUGACAUUGAUACACAAACGACUUACCAUUUGGAUCGAUGGAAGUGUUCUCUUUGGGUACAUGCUGGCGUUCAGACCACGGCGGCGAGCAGGCUCUCCUGCUGAAACAUUACGGCCGAGCACGGAAAGCAAGGCAAGGAGGAACCGGUUGUGCUUUCUGCGAGAUACCAAUACACUCCAAGCGAUAGAUUGUAAUAUGUGGCUUGCAUUGGCCUUGAAGCUUCAUUCGAUUCUCUCCCGCGCUAACGCGCAGCUUUCACAGUUUUCCUCACUUCGCCGCCAACGGCUGCUCUGGCCGUGCGAACACAUCAUGCCUUCCCAUCAACGUCGAGAUGUCAGCUGUUCGCUCUACCUCAAUUUUGGCAACUGCACGGGUAACUUCUAUCUUAGCCAAGCACUUCCUUUCUGCCCAAUGUGUAAGGCGGGUCACCAUAUUAAAAACGCGUCGUAUGCUGUGCACCAACCAAGACUUCAAAUGACCGGCCCAUAUGACGACACGAGCAGCGGAACGCGACGCUCAACACGCGGCGACUGGAUUCGAACAGAUUCCUUCACCCUGCUUGUGGCUGGACUCGCCGCCUUCAUCAGUUCAUCUCGACCCACGCUAGAACACUUGAGCACCGAACCACAACAUCAUUCACGAGUAUCCUACGCAUGCGGGCACAUCUUCAAUUUCUGCCUAAGUACAUGCGGCGGCACCUACACCUACGUGAGCCGGAAGGCCCGCGAGAAACGGGCUUCUUGCGUCGGAAGCCCCUUGAUCACGAUGAAGUCGGAUGCCAUCUGCGGACCAUGUGCUCGAACGGCCAGAGAGAAAGAAUUGAACGACGAACUCACAGCGCUGAAGAUAUCUCUAGCCAAGCCAGAUGCUGAUGGGUGGAUGAUGGAAACGCCCGAAGAAGUGCUCGCUGCCGAAUCCAAGAGGGGCCGGGAGCUUUACCUACUCUAUAGAAGAUUUCCAGAUGGAAGGGUCAAGAAGACUGCGAGAUCGGAGAAAGGUCCCGGAGCGACUAGACCGACGGAUAAAAAGAGUAUUCUGAGACAAGAGGUCACGGCUGAGAAUGUGGUGGUCAAGCACAACAUCAAUCCCUAUGCUUUUAGUGCUAGCUGGGAUGAUUGGGGCGAUGACUAUGUCAGACUUGAGGACGAGGUCGCGGAGAAUCAAGCCGCUCAAGAGGCGGCCGGUAUCACUGUAUCUUGGAUGCCUUGGGGUGGGCAGGAGAAGAACGAGCACGAUGAGUAUGAGAGGAAGGAAUUAGAAGCCGCGCGAAGGGAUGCCGUGGAGGACAGGACGAAAACGAAUGAAGAAGAGACGGAUGGCGAAGCCCAGAACACUGAUGAGUCGGGGAAGGAACUGGAAAAUAAUGAGGCGACAGAGACCUCUCUGAAGUUGACCAGCCGCAGUGAGUCCGACAGCGCGAAGGAGUUCUCGAGCAAUACACAGCCUAGUGACAAGCAAUCAACACCCUCCACCCCGUGCCCAGAUGUCGCGAGUGCUUUUCCCCCAACGCCGUUCCCCGACGCUGUGCGAGCAAAAGAGAACACGAGGCUCUUUGCACCUCCGAAGCAUGGACACGCAACUUUUCAGACCAAGGCUAGCCUGUCGUCAUCCUCGAAUGCGCCUCGCUCACCAGAGAGACAAGCGCUUCAAGAGUCUCUGCCCUGGCACGGAUAUCGCAGCCUUGGACAGCAGCUUAUGGUCAGUCUUUGA
Messenger RNA from Pseudocercospora fijiensis CIRAD86, 1716 nucleotides. RefSeq lists its product as uncharacterized. The transcript has 7 exons. The record is from RefSeq and is a predicted model, not a curated record. Bases 1 to 1716 code for a protein of 571 amino acids. Lineage: Eukaryota; Fungi; Ascomycota; Dothideomycetes; Mycosphaerellales; Mycosphaerellaceae.